Messenger RNA from Ochlerotatus camptorhynchus, 507 nucleotides. RefSeq lists its product as uncharacterized. The transcript has a single exon. The record is from RefSeq and is a predicted model, not a curated record. The coding region runs from base 1 to 507 and encodes 168 amino acids. NCBI's taxonomy places the organism in Eukaryota, Metazoa, Arthropoda, Insecta, Diptera, Culicidae.
AUGGAGAAGUUCUGGAAAAUUGAGGAAGACCCAUCUGCUACGAAUUACUCCCCGAACGAAACUGCCUGCGAAGAGUUCUUUCAGCGUACUGUUGCACGUGAUUCGUCGGGUCGAUACAUGGUGAGACUCCCUUUCAAAGAAACUGUAACUCAGCGGUUGGGUGACAACAAGAAAUCGCCUCUGCAUCGUUUUCGCUUGUUGGAGAAUCGGCUGCCUCGUAAUGCUUCGAUCGCUCAGCAGUAUCGGGAUUUCAUGGCUGAGUAUGCGCAACUUGGCCACAUGGCACCACUCAGUGACUUCGGAGAUGAGCUUCAUCCGAAGUACUAUUUACCACAUCAUCCAGUGAUUAAAGAGAGCAGCACGACCACGAAGCUACGCGUCGUUUUCGAUGCGUCUAGCAAGACGAGCUCGGGAAUUUCACUCAACGACGCUCUUCUUGUCGGUCCGGUCGUACAGGACGAUUUGCGAUCGAUUGUUAUGCGUUCCCGAACCCACAAGUCAUCCUAA